AUGGAGAUAUUAUUAUGUCACCAUCUACACCUGAUGUAUUUACUCAACUCUGAAAUUACUACGGUGAGAAGGAUUACAACCCAACAAUUACUGAUGAAUGUAAUAAAGCCCUCCAAAAAAUACAAAGUGAAUGAAGCAUUGCAAAGCUUAACUCCUUUAGGCAAAAAUGAUAACAACUUUGAAAGAUGGAAUAAUUCCAUUGAGGAAUUAAUUGAGUUUAUUCCAAUCGUAAAAAUAGUACUCGAAAAUCAAAAACCAAGCCCAAGAUUUAAAGACACAAAGCUGAUUAGAAAAAUUCUAGAAAGGAAAGUCAAAGAAGCAUUGAUGAGAACAGUAGAAGAAGAUGAGUAUGUGAAGAAAAGUGUUGAAAACAAAAGUUGUAUUGAAAAAGUUCAAUGGAUUAGAGAUAGAAAUGCCAAUAAUUCAAUGAAAAUAAAGGCUGAAGACUUUUCAUCAACCUACAAACUGAUAAAUGGAGAAGAAAAAUGUGAGGACCUAUCAAAAUGUUAUGAAAGAACAAUGUUGCAGAUAGAAGCAACAUUCGGAUCAAAACCACAAUAUAUAUUGCCGGUGAUCAUUCUCAAUGGCAUAUUAAGAUUUAAAGACUCAAUUGGGAAAUUACCCUUGUCUUCAGAGCAAAUUAAGAAACUAUUUAUUGAAGAAGCAAACACCGAUACAAUAGAAAAUUCCAAAUUCUCAGAAGAAAUGGCAAAUAGAAUUACACCAUACAUUCAAAUCUUAAAUAAAUUCAGUAAUGAUCAAAUAAACUUCACACUUGAUACACAAACUUAUCGUGAAUCAGUUCACCCAAGUGAAUGA
Messenger RNA from Henningerozyma blattae CBS 6284, 819 nucleotides. RefSeq lists its product as uncharacterized. Bases 1 to 819 code for a protein of 272 amino acids. The transcript has a single exon. Lineage: Eukaryota; Fungi; Ascomycota; Saccharomycetes; Saccharomycetales; Saccharomycetaceae. The record is from RefSeq and is a predicted model, not a curated record.